This is a messenger RNA of Corylus avellana, 2751 nucleotides long. NCBI's taxonomy places the organism in Eukaryota, Viridiplantae, Streptophyta, Magnoliopsida, Fagales, Betulaceae. The record is from RefSeq and is a predicted model, not a curated record.
UAAAAUUUGCUCUUUGCAGUGAUGAAAUGAUUUGCUCUUUACAUUUAUCAAUGGAGAUGUCCAUGGAGGAUGGAUCGAUUUCAUUCCAUGAAAUCCCAGAACCCAAUCUUCAACCACCCAACCCUCCAAAUCUUAGAAAAAUGCCAGACCCUACGCACCCUCAAGCAACUCCAUGCCCACAUGAUCACAACCGGUCUCACUCUCCACACUUACCCUCUCAGCAAGCUCCUCCUUUUAUCCUCCACCCUCGCCAUAACUUACGCGCUCUCAAUCUUCAACCAAAUCCCAAACCCAACAAUCUUCCUCUUCAACACUCUCAUUUCCUCUCUCACCAAUCACAGACACCACACCCACAUAGCCUUCUCACUCUACAACCGUCUUCUCACCCACAAGACCAUCACACCCAACAGCUUCACCUUCCCAUCUCUCUUUAAGGCGUGUGGGUCUGAGCCAUGGUUCUACCACGGUCGAGCCCUCCACACCCAUGUCUUGAAAUUCCUUGGACCCGCAUGUGACCACUUUGUUCAAGCCUCGUUGCUCAACUUCUAUGCCAAGUGUGGCAAAGUUGGUGUGUCUAGAUAUUUGUUCGAUCAGAUUAAGGAACCAGAUUUGGCCACGUGGAACUCUAUUUUAACUGCAUAUGCACGUAGUGCUAGUUCUGGUACUUAUGAUACUAGUUUGUCCUUGAAGGUUUUGAGUUUCUUCAAUGAGAUGCAACGUUCUUCAAUUAGGCCAAAUGAACUUAGCAUGGUUGCUUUAGUUGGUGCUUGUGCUGAUUUGGGUGCGCUUAGUCAAGGUGCAUGGGCACACGCUUACGUUUUGAAGAACAAUCUUAAGCUGAACCGCUUUGUGGGAACCGCACUGAUUGAUAUGUACUCAAAAUGUGGGUGUCUGGAUUUAGCAUACCAGUUGUUUGACAAAUUGCGUGAAAGGGACACAUCGUGUUACAAUGCGAUGAUUGGUGGGUUCGCUGUUCACGGUUACGGGCAUCGGGCAAUUAGCCUUUACGAGAGAAUGAAACUUGAGGGAUUAGUUCCGGAUGAUGUAACGUUUGUAGUUACCAUGUGUGCUUGUUCGCAUGUAGGUUUAGUAGAGGAAGGUUGUAAGGUUUUUGAGUCUAUGAAGGAGGUUUAUGGGAUUGAGCCAAAACUUGAGCAUUAUGGGUGCCUGGUGGACCUUCUAGGCCGAGCCGGGAGGCUAAAGGAGGCUGAGGAAAGGGUUCGGACCAUGCCCAUGAAACCAAACGCAAUAUUGUGGAGGUCUUUACUUGGGGCAGCAAGGGUUCAUGGAAAUUUGGAGAUAGGGGAAGUUGCACUCAAACACUUGAUACAAGUAGAACCAGAAACUAGUGGGAACUAUGUGCUCUUGUCAAAUAUGUACGCAAGUAUUGAUAGAUGGGAUGAUGUCAAUAGAAUUAGAAAGCUGAUGAAAGAUCAUGGGAUUAACAAAAUGCCCGGAAGUAGCUUGGUUGAGAUUGGUGGUGCCAUGCACGAGUUUCUCAUGGGAGACAAAACACACCCGUACUCAAAACAGGUUUAUUUGAAGCUUGAAGAGAUAAACAGAAGAUUAUCAGAAUAUGGUCACAAGCCAAGAACAAGAGAAGUGUUAUUUGACAUAGAAGAGGAAGAAAAGGAAGAUGCCCUCUCUUACCAUAGUGAGAGACUAGCAAUAGCUUUUGCUCUUAUUGCAUCUGAUUCGACUGUCCCUAUCCGAAUCAUUAAAAAUCUUCGAGUUUGUUAUGAUUGCCAUGUGAGUGCUAAGCUUAUUUCUUUGAUAUAUGUAAGAGAAAUUAUAGUGAGAGAUCGAAUUCGGUUUCAUCAUUUCAAAGAUGGAAUGUGUUCCUGCUUGGAUUAUUGGUGACAAGUUGUUUACAUUAUACAAUGUCGAUAACUGCAUCUGAAAAGCAAAAGGGAACGUAUUGUUGCUCGGACCUACAUUUUUACGACUUCAAUGGAUCAUUACAAGUUGGCAUGGGUAAGGCGGGCCAAGGUGGAUUUGUUACUAGCCUAAAAUUUGUUUGGACUUAGUUCAAGCCUACUGCCUCAGCCCAAGAGGGAGUUAAGGUAUGCUUCAUAAUUUACAUAUAUUGCAUUUGCUAGUAGUUCUGAUAUUCAAUAUUAUAUUAUUGGUUUUCUUCUUUUUUGGGAUGAAGUUCCUAAUGUUAAUUGCUUCACAUCGUUAUGUUUGGUUUCUGAACACAAUAUGUGUAGCAAUAUUAUUCUUUUUUUCUUGAUAAUGAGGCUGUUUCACCCCUUCUUCCAUCGUCAAGUUUAUUUGUGAAGCAUGCUUGGUUUUAAACAUGUUCGAUAGGGAUUUUCACAAAGGCAUUGAUAAAUGAUAAGGAUGAUUUAUGCAAAUGUGCAGAAAGAUAACAAUUCCACCUUAUGGAAAACUUCCUUUGAGGUACAGCUGAGCUGACAUAUAUAUCACCCAUGAAUGGCCUUCCUAGGAUAGAGAUAAGGUGCCAGCCUCCCGUAUUGAUUUCACCCGUUCCAUAUCCGCCUAUCCUGAGUUCCCUUAUUAAAUUCCCAUCACUCUCCCCACAAGCAUGACAGCUAAUCGAGGAUGGUGCACCUUACACUUGCAAUGAAGAGUGAAGAUUUGGGACUUGCAGGGGAAUUGAACAUGAUUCUUUCUAUUUUUUCAGUCAUUUAUGGUCAAUAUUGUAUUUUACUGAUCUAACUAAUGCAUAUAAUGUUGUGUAAGCACAUCAUUUAAAAAAUUUAAAUAACAUACAAAGUUCACCCAAAA